Molecule: messenger RNA, 577 nt
Organism: Anisakis simplex (herring worm)
Lineage: Eukaryota; Metazoa; Nematoda; Chromadorea; Rhabditida; Anisakidae
Source: the annotation of a GenBank genome assembly
GAAAUCGAAUUCUCAUGGUGACAAGAAAGCUGUUCAUUUCGCUGACUCACUGGGUCUAGAUCUUUGCCACGUUCGCCCAUUCGUCUCUUUCGGUGAUCCAGACGACGAAAUAUUCGGCACGACACCACCACUUUAUUUCAAAGGAUUUCAUCAAGCCUCUUACGUGACCCCAUUGGCACCAGCACCACCACGUAAAAUCGGUACAAUUGGCGUGCCAACGUUCACCACAGUGCCCACUUACCUGCACACGCAUUUCACACCUGUAGGUGGCUAUGCCUGGCAGAACAACUUUGACCCGAAUGAACGUUUGAUCGCCAAAACACUCAAGCAAGGCGUUUGCCUUAAGUCAGUGAACACGAUCGGCACCAACCUCACUGGCAUUGUUGCGGUCGUUAACUACGCGUACAAAAAACAGGUGCAUAUCCGCUAUACACUGGACAGCUGGCGAAGUUUCAUUGACGUUCAAGCGUUAUACAUCAGUGGAUCGAUUGCUCAAAAUAUUGACACGUUCUCAUUCUCGCUCUUUCUUCCACAGUGUCUUCCAGUUGGAGCAAAAUGCGAAUUCUGCAUUCGGUGA